GCUCCUGUUCAUUUCCUAGUGAUUCCAAGAAAACCAAUAGCUAUGUUAGAAGAGGCUGCUGAGGAGGAUGGCGAGGUUUUGGGACAUCUGAUGUUAGUUGCCAGGAAAGUGGCCAAGGAGCAAGGGCUAGAUAAAGGAUACAGGCUUGUGAUUAACAAUGGUGUUGAAGGAUGUCAAUCUGUUUAUCAUCUUCAUGUUCAUGUUCUUGGAGGUCGUCAGCUUACCUGGCCUCCCGGCUAAAGUGGAGGUCAUCUACCUCAAUACUUGUAAAGAGGAUGUAAGCUUACCUGGCCUCUGAGCUGAAUUGGAGGUCAUUUACCUUGAAUCUAGAACUAAAGUCGAUCUUAAGCACUUUUCAUACACUUUAAAAACAAUUAUCCUGAGCCUUAAGUUUACAUUGUUAAUAAAAUAUUUAUUUUUCA
Molecule: messenger RNA, 422 nt
Organism: Eurytemora carolleeae
Lineage: Eukaryota; Metazoa; Arthropoda; Copepoda; Calanoida; Temoridae
Gene: HINT1
Product: histidine triad nucleotide-binding protein 2, mitochondrial
Biological process (GO): purine ribonucleotide catabolic process
Cellular component (GO): nucleus; cytoplasm
Molecular function (GO): hydrolase activity
Source: RefSeq, a predicted model, not a curated record